This is a messenger RNA of Pteronotus mesoamericanus, 2084 nucleotides long. Its product is annotated as polyadenylate-binding protein 1-like. The coding region runs from base 28 to 1851 and encodes 607 amino acids. Gene Ontology annotation, molecular function: mRNA 3'-UTR binding; poly(U) RNA binding; poly(A) binding. The transcript has a single exon. Gene Ontology annotation, cellular component: nucleus; cytosol; ribonucleoprotein complex. Lineage: Eukaryota; Metazoa; Chordata; Mammalia; Chiroptera; Mormoopidae. The record is from RefSeq and is a predicted model, not a curated record.
UGUGGCCCUGCGGGCAGCCUCGCGGAGAUGAACCCCAGCGCCCCCAGCUACCCCACGUCCACGCUCUACGUCGGGGACCUACACCCCGACGUGACGGAGAUGAUGCUCUACGAGAAGUUCAGCUCGGCCGGACCCAUCCGCGCCGUCCGGGUCUGCAGAGACAAGAUCACCCGCCGCUCCCUGGGCUUCGGGUAUGUGAGCUUCCAGCAGCAGGCGGACGCGGAGCGUGCUUUGGACACCAUGAAUUUUGAUAUUGUGAAGGGCAAGCCACUUCGCAUCAUGUGGUGUCAGCGAGAUCCACCGCUUGGCAAAAGUGGAGUGGGCAACGUAUUCAUUAAAAAUUUGAACAAAUCCAUGAACAAAAAAGCACUGUAUGAUACAUUUUCUGCUUUUGGUAACAUCCUUUCAUGUAAGGUGGUUUGUGACGAAACUCGUUCCAAGUGUUACGGAUUUGUACAUUUUGAAACACAGGAAGCAGCUGAAAGGGCUAUUGAAAAAAUGAAUGGGGUGCUUCUAAAUGAUCGCAAAGUAUUUGUUGGACUAUUUAAAGCUCCCAAAGAACGAGAAAGAGAACUUGGGGCUAGUGCAAACAAGUUCACCAACAUUUGCAUCAAGAAUUUGGGAGAAGACAUGGAUGAUGAGCACCUUAAGGAUCUCUUUGGCAAGUUUGGACCUGCCUUAAAUAUGAAAGUGAUAGCUGAUGAAAGUGGAAAAUCCAAGGGUUUUGGAUUUGUAUGCUUCGAAAGGCAUGAAGAUGCACAGAAAGCUGUGGAUGAGAUGAAUGGAAAGGAACUCAGUGGAAAACAAAUCUACGUUUGCCAAGCUCAGAAAAAAGUGGAACGGCAGGCAGAACUUAAGCGCAUAUUUGAACAGAAGAGGCAAAAUAGGAUCACCAGAUACCAGGGUGUUAACCUUUAUGUGGGCAAUCUUGAUGAUGAUAUUGAUGAUGAACGUCUCCGAAAAGAAUUUUCUUCAUUUGGUACUAUCACUAGUGCAAAGGUGAUGGUGAAGGGCGGUCACAGCAAAGGGUUUGGUUUUGUAUGUUUCUCCUCACCAAAAGAAGCCACUAAAGCAGCUACAGAAAUGAAUGGUAGAAUUGUGGCUACCAAGCCGUGGCAUGUAGCUUUAGCUCAGUGCAAAGAAGAGCACCAGGCUCUCCUCACUAACAUGUAUAGGCAGAGACUGGCAAGUGCGAGAGCGAUGCUCAACCCCAAACUCAACCCCUACCAGCAAGCAGCUGACCCACUGACUCAGAGGCGUGCUGCAUACUAUCUGCCUAGCCAGAUUGCUCAAAGAAGACCAAGUCCUCGCUGGACUGCUCAGGGUGCCAGACAUCGUCCAUUCCAAAAUAUGCCCAGGGCUGUCCGCCCAGCUGCUCCUGGACCACCGUGUAGUACCAUGAGACCAGCUUCUUCACAGGUUCUACGAAUCAUAGCGACACAGCAGGUUGCUAACACAUCAGCAAAGACAAAGGGUUCACGCCCUGCAGCAGCAGCUGCUGCUGUUGUCGGCGCUGUUCCACAGUACAAGCAUGCUGCAGGAGUUCGCAGUGGUCCACAUCUUAACACACAGCCACAAGUUACCAUGCCGCAACUCCCUGUUCACCUACAAGAUCAGGAGCCUUUGACUGCUCCCAUGUUGGCAUCUGUCCCUCCUCAAGAGCAAAAGCAAAUGUUGGGGGAACGGCUCUUUUCUCUAAUUCAAGCCAUGCACCCUACUUUUGCUGGUAAAAUCACUGGCAUGUUGUUGGAGAUCGAGAAUUCAGAACUUCUUCAUAUGCUUGCGUCUCCAGAGUCUCUCCGUUCGAAAGUUGAUGAAGCUGUAGCUGUACUACAAGCCCACCAGGCUUAGGAGGCUGGCCAGGAAGGAGUUAACAGUGCCACUGGCAUACCUUCUCCAAGGCCCUCUUUUUUUUUUUUUUCUGAUUUCCCAGUGAGCUCACUUCUUUUACUGUGACUUCUAUUUCUUAGAGAGCCAAAGCAGCCAGUGCCUAGGCUCUUUCCUGUUCCUCUGUUCCUUCUUCUGUCUUAAGCCCGUCCUUUGUUUCACUUUCCCCACCUUUAAUAAACAUACUCUCAAAAUCA